Messenger RNA from Chaetomium strumarium, 1596 nucleotides. RefSeq names its product RTC4-like domain-containing protein. The transcript has a single exon. The coding region runs from base 1 to 1596 and encodes 531 amino acids. NCBI's taxonomy places the organism in Eukaryota, Fungi, Ascomycota, Sordariomycetes, Sordariales, Chaetomiaceae. The record is from RefSeq and is a predicted model, not a curated record.
AUGUUUGGCAAACGGCAUGUUGGACUCAGCAGCAAGCAAUCCGUCCCUCCCCUGCUGAAAAUUAUUCGCCGACCUGUCACCAAAGACAUGAAGGACGUCGACGUCGACGCUCCUCCGUUGAGCAGCUCCGAUCUGAGUGACAAUGAAGGAUUGUCGAACAGGGGAAGCAUCCAGCCAAGUCGUUUUCUGAAGGCCAGCCAGCCAAGCUCGUCGUCCGGUCGGAAGAACAAAGAUGGCGAAGCGAAUGGAAAGGCUACAACAUCAGCGGCACGGUUCAAGCAGACCCGGUCAUCGACAAGGACGGGCACCCGGGGGGAGCCCGGUUCAAGCCCUAGGGACUCAGAUCGGCGGACAGGAGUGACGAAAACCGAUAAAGCAUCGAGCCCUCCUGCGCCAAAGAGGCUUGAGCGGACUUCUCCGGGCCUGGAAGAGCUCGGCGAUCAGUCUAGAGCGGACACGAUCUUUUCUCAACCGAAAAGAAAUGUCCUGAAGCGAUACGGCGCACUGCGGAACUUUGCCAAGAAGAAGCCAAGGCAAGGGGCAUCGCCGAAAGGGACUCUCAAGCAGCCUCUGAAGGAUUUAACACCGGAGGAGGAGAGCCCAAAGAGGAUUAAGAAGCUCCGGAUGCCUUCAUCCCCGUCGAAAGUUGGAGACGAGGCCGUCUCGCCGCCCCGCAAGCUCAAGCCUGUUCCAGAUAGUGACUCUGAUUCAACAAUGGAUGGAUCUCCAGUACGAAAGAAGCGGCUCAGGAUGCCGGACGACGGGAGUUUGGCAUUUUCAGCAGUCUCCGAAACACCAGGAGAAUCACAAAGACCCACGUUCAGGAUCCCAGAUGAGCUUCCGGAUUCGUUUGUUGAGGCUGAAUAUGAGAGGUUGAAUUGUGCCGUUAUCCCAAUAGUGGACACGUCUAAUGCAUCCAAUUUGUUACAACCCUCCUCCUCCCCGUUGACAGAUUUGGACUUGAUAGUCUCCGAUGCAGCUCCCAUCUGUCCACUGUGCCGCAAGGAAGUCGACAAGAGCGACCUCGACGAAUUCAAAGAGCGAUACCCCCGUGUGACAGUUGCAAACAUGCAAAGGUUUUGUCAAGAUCACAACCGGCGGUCAGCAAGGGAGGCAUGGAUCCAAAAGGGGUACCCAGACGUCGACUGGCGGCACCUCGACGAUCGAAUAGCCCGGCACUACCCUUACCUCCGCAAGAUCCUGGAGGACGGCGAGCCAUCACACUACGACAAGCUGUUUCGGGACACCAUCCGCUCCGGCCAGAACAGGACGCUUCUCCGGUCUGAUGCCAACCUCACGCCGGGGUAUUAUGGCAUCCGCGGCCUGAGGGCGAUGUCGGAAAACUUGAUCCGGGAGUUCUCGUCCCUAUUGCGUAAAAGGGCGCUACAGGACAGGCUGGUCGCGGCGAGGGGACACACGGCAUAUUUGCAAUCUGUAUUAGUACCGGAGCUGGCGGUACAACUAAUCAUGGAGGAUAUGAGUGUCGGGGAGGAGGAGGCGAGAAAGAUCCUCACGGACAGCUCUGCUGUUGGUGAGCUCCUGAACGAUGAAAUUGCUGACCGCGUGGUCUUGGAGGAGGAUGACCAUUCUGAAUGA